Clupea harengus (Atlantic herring) is the source of this 695-nucleotide messenger RNA. RefSeq names its product adipogenesis associated, Mth938 domain containing (gene aamdc). Gene Ontology annotation, cellular component: cytoplasm. NCBI's taxonomy places the organism in Eukaryota, Metazoa, Chordata, Actinopteri, Clupeiformes, Clupeidae. Gene Ontology annotation, biological process: positive regulation of fat cell differentiation. The record is from RefSeq and is a predicted model, not a curated record.
CUCAACGAACAGCCUUUGUUGUCAUAUGACAAUUUUUCAGCAGCGGUGAAAGCGCUCUCUAACGAUCAGCUUUCGAGACAAACAAUUUAAUGGUCAACGAUCGGAUUUUCUCCAGAUAUAGCAUCAGUAGGCUACACCUUGUCAAAUGUCAUCUCCAGAGAUAGCGUCUGUCUCUUGGGGACACAUGAAGGUAAAGGGCUGCUCCACAGGCUACAAAGACUGCAAAGUAUGGCCUGGAGGGAGUCGUGCAUGGGACUGGAGGGAGACCGGGACAGAUCACUUCCCAGGUGUUCAACCUGCUGAUCUGGAGGAGAUCCUGAAGAAGGGAGUGGAGACACUGGUGAUUGGCAGAGGCAUGAGCGAAGCACUGCAGGUGCCAUCAAGCACCCUGGACUAUGUGAAGCAGAACGGGGUGGAUGUGAAGGUGUUCCAGACAGAGAAGGCUGUGAAGGAGUACAACAACCUGGCCGGGCAGGGAGUGAAGGUUGGAGGAGUCUUUCACUCCACCUGCUGACUACAUCAUUUCAUACCCCUGUUGCUGCCAACAUCACCACAUCAGUGCCUGUGAUUUCCAUCACAAUCUGAGGAACUGUUGACAACCUCUUGAAAGUUACUUGUCGCUUUGUUUUCAGAAAAAAAGUUUUACUGUACUUGUUUAUUUGACCAGUUAACAAAUAAAAAUCUUAUUUUGUGCA